AACACAGCGCUCUCUCCCUUACCGUCUGGGCAUCUCCGCCAUCAUCCUCACCUCCUCAUCUCUCUCUCUCUCAUUUCGAUCCUCUUUCUCUUCCGAGCUCCUUCCAUUACUCUCUAUCCAUCUUGAUUAUCGAGGAACUCUACUCUUGCGGCGAAACCCUAAGGCCGUCUAUCUCUUUCUCACUUGUCUUCAAAGAGUUCUGGAGAAGUCUGCUGCUGCUUUGCCUCCCUGUAAUGCUAGGCAUCGUUGUCACGUCGCUGGAAGAUCGGUGUACGAGUAGUGCUGAGACUUGAGCAUUCGAUCGUAAGGGGGUCGAUCCUUCUGGGAGAUUGGAAAGGAUUGCUGGGAAUUUAAUGCUGGUGUGAUUUGCAUGGGGAAAUAAUGCCAGAGCUUCGAAGUGGAGCCAGGCAAGCUAGGUUGAAGUCCAAGAAAGCUGAAGAUAUUCCAAUUCAACCCCAGCCCUUUGAGCAAGCUGAAAAUUGGGUUUUACCUGCUCCCAAUAGAACAGGAAGGAGAAGUGUUGGAAGAGGAAGGGGCUCCAAUGCUGCAGCAGUAGUCAAGGGACCUUCAGCUGCACCUGUCAGGCCAGGAGUUGGUGGUAGGGGCAGAGGUAUCAGGCUAAUAGACCUAGAUCCAGAUCAGCCUUGUGAGGUUUUUCCACGAGGUGCUGUGGGCGGAGCUGUUGGUGCUGCCCAAGAGCUUGCGUUGAACCAAGCUGUAGAAGGAGUUGCUGAAAAAGAUUUUGUGAUGGAAGGUGGAAGCGCUGAUAAAUUGGUGGGGGCUGAAGAUGAAUCCACUGCAGCUCCUGUGCCUGAGCGAGUACAAGUUGGGAACUCUCCAGUAUACAAAAUAGAAAGGAAGUUGGGCAAAGGAGGAUUUGGCCAGGUUUAUGUUGGUCGAAGAAUAUCUGGUGGGAUAGAAAGAACAGGACCAGAUGCCUUUGAGGUAGCCUUGAAGUUUGAGCAUCGUAAUAGUAAAGGCUGCAGUUUUGGCCCUCCAUAUGAGUGGCAAGUCUAUAAUAAUCUCAAUGGAUGUUAUGGCAUACCAUGGGUUCAUUAUAAGGGCCGUCAAGGAGAUUACUAUAUUUUGGUUAUGGAUAUGCUUGGGCCUAGUCUCUGGGAUGUGUGGAACUCCGUUGGCCAAGCGAUGUCACCAAAUAUGGUUGCUUGCAUUGCUGUUGAAGCCGUAUCCAUCCUCGAGAAACUUCACCAGAAAGGGUUUGUACAUGGAGAUGUCAAACCAGAGAACUUUUUGCUUGGCCAACCUGGAACAGCUGAUGAGAAGAAGCUUUUUCUUAUUGACCUUGGUUUGGCAUCAAAAUGGAAGGAAACAUCAUCUGGCCAGCAUGUUGAGUAUGAUCAAAAGCCAGAUGUUUUCAGGGGGACAAUAAGAUAUGCAAGUGUUCAUGCCCAUUUAGGUCGCACAGGAAGUAGGAGGGAUGAUCUAGAGUCUUUGGCCUACACACUGAUAUUCCUCAUCAGGGGAAGGUUACCCUGGCAAGGUUAUCAGGGAGACAACAAGAGUUUUCUUGUUUGUAAGAAGAAGAUGGCAACCUCUCCUGAGCUUUUAUGUUGCUUUUGUCCAUCUCCGUUUAAGCAGUUCCUCGAGAUGGUGACUAAUAUGAAGUUUGAUGAAGAGCCAAACUAUGCAAAACUUAUUUCUCUUUUUGAAGGUUUGAUCGAACCAUGUGUUCCACUGAGGCCAAUCCGAAUUGAUGGAGCCUUAAAGGUUGGACAAAAACGGGGCAGGUUGCUGGUAAAUCUUGAAGAGGAUGACCAGCCAAAGAAGAAAAUACGAUUAGGAAGUCCAGCAACCCAGUGGAUUUCAGUUUAUAAUGCAAGGAGACCCAUGAAGCAGAGGUAUCACUACAAUGUUGCUGAUGCAAGGCUUCAUCAACAUGUAGAAAAGGGUAAUGAAGACGGCCUCCAUAUAAGCUGCGUGGCUUCUGCUGCAAAUCUCUGGGCACUUAUCAUGGACGCAGGAACGGGUUUCUGUUCCCAGGUUUAUGAAUUGUCACCUGUGUUCCUGCAUAAGGAUUGGAUCAUGGAACAAUGGGAGAAGAAUUAUUAUAUCAGUGCAAUUGCUGGUUCAAAUAAUGGUAGUUCAUUGGUCGUUAUGUCCAAAGGAACACCAUACACUCAACAGUCUUAUAAAGUGAGCGAGUCCUUCCCUUUUAAGUGGAUCAACAAGAAGUGGAAAGAAGGUUUCCAUGUUACUUCCAUGACUACUGCGGGCAGCCGUUGGGGCGUAGUGAUGUCUAGGAACUCUGGCUUUUCGGAACAGGUUGUGGAGUUAGAUUUUCUUUAUCCAAGUGAAGGAAUUCAUCGUAGAUGGGAGAAUGGAUAUAGGAUAACAUCAACUGCAGCCACCUCAGAUCAGGCUGCUUUUAUUUUAAGCAUUCCAAAACGGAAAAUGUUAGAUGAGACCCAAGAAACUCUUCGAACCUCUGCCUUCCCUAGCAAUCAUGUAAAGGAAAAAUGGGCAAAGAAUCUCUACAUUGCUUCUAUUUGCUACGGCCGGACUGUCUGCUGAAACUGAGACUGGAUUCUUCUUCUUCUUUAUUUCUAAAGGUUAGGUGGAAA
Molecule: messenger RNA, 2582 nt
Organism: Phalaenopsis equestris
Lineage: Eukaryota; Viridiplantae; Streptophyta; Magnoliopsida; Asparagales; Orchidaceae
Product: casein kinase 1-like protein HD16
Exons: 17
Coding region: 382-2532 (716 amino acids)
Biological process (GO): signal transduction; peptidyl-serine phosphorylation; endocytosis
Cellular component (GO): nucleus; cytoplasm
Molecular function (GO): protein serine/threonine kinase activity; ATP binding
Source: RefSeq, a predicted model, not a curated record